AUGUCGCGUGUCGCCAGGGAGUCAACAACAUCAACAUCUAUAACGCCAGACAGCGAUUCAACUCUUCUUGACUCGACCGGACACACUCUCACACCGGCAACAAGCGUCUCAGAGACCUCAAGCAAUGUCGACGUUCCGGUUACAGAGCCCGUUUCUCAGACCAAGCCGCCGCAAACGCGUCGCGUAACUCGAGCAGCAUCUACCAGGGGCGGAAUAGACAACGACACCGAGCAUAACGGGAAUAAACAUGGAGAUGCGUUGAGAGGGGAUAUAUCCGCGUCUGUUUCUGAGGGGAGAACUGUUGUUAAGCGUGAACCGGCCCGAAGACCUGAACGACGUUCACUCAGGGGGCGCCGUGGUUUACCGGCGGGAGCAUUGGAGCCCUGCGAAGAAGAGACUACGGCAGAGAUACAGCUGGAAAAUACCGAGAGUAACACUGGAGAUGAACCUAUAAAGGAAGAAACUGGAUCGAGGCCACAAUCGUCAACAAAGGUUGACCCGGCGCAACCCAGGAGACGGUCUGGUCGACUGACACUUCUGGAGAAAACCAAGACGGUUUUGAACCAGGUUUCUUCCAUUCUGGGCAAAAGACAACGAGAUGACAAGGAGUACUCGAAGUCCAAGUCCAAGGUCGAGGACAGAAGAUCCAGUCUACGUUCGCGGGCAGUGGUGCGCAAGGAAACCCAAGAGGAGUCUGCUACAAAGAAGAGACGCGUGUCUGAGGAUGUCUCUACUCCGAAGAAAGAAAAGAAAGUAGACCAACCACCUUUAUCUGCGCCUGUCCAGACGGUGCCAAAGAGGAAGAAAUGGCUUACGCAUGGUCUCUACGCUGGACCCAAUGCAUUUGCUAAACUCGAACUACCAGGGCCCCAAAGCAAGCGAAAGGGGACCAGACAGGCCCCUCGUGAGCGUGUCUUAUUUCCUAUGCCCAAGUACUCUGGAGCCUUAUUACUGGAAAAGGGCAGACCAUUUCGAUUGCCCUAUGAUAUAUUCUCCCCCUUACCUCGCGGCCAGCCUAAGCCAGAUGAAUGGCGCAAGAUAAACAAAAAUAUAUUUAUUGGAGACGCCGCCGGUAUCUGGAAAGCUACCAUGCCAACCGAACAAUCCACUUGUCUCUGUACCCCUGAAAUGGGGUGCGAAGAGAACUGUCAGAACCGCCACAUGUUCUAUGAGUGUGAUGAGAAUAACUGCAAAUUAGGAGAAGACCUCUGCAGGAACCGCAACUUCUCCGAGCUGCGCAAACGGAUCAAAACCGGAGGUAAAUAUAACAUUGGAGUUGAAGUAAUAAAGACAGAAAGCCGCGGAUAUGGUGUCCGAAGCAAUAGAACUUUUGAACCCAAUCAGAUUAUUGUUGAGUAUACUGGAGAGAUACUCACUCAGAUUGAGGCCCAGCGCCGAAUGAAAACGAUAUAUAAGAAAAAUGAGUGCUUUUAUUUGAUGGACUUUGACCAAGAUAUGAUCAUUGAUGCCACACGGGGAUCAAUUGCCCGUUUUGUUAACCACUCGUGUGAACCCAAUUGCAAGAUGGAGAAAUGGAUUGUUGCUGGGAAGCCCAGGAUUGCCCUUUUUGCCGGGGAUAAUGGUAUCAUGACCGGCGAAGAGUUGACUUAUGACUACAACUUUGACCCCUACUCCAAUAAAAAUGUCCAAGAAUGCCGCUGCGGCACUCCAUCUUGCCGUGGUGUUCUGGGACCAAGACCAAAAGGGAAAGACUCCAAAGAGAAAUCUACCGUCAAACCGGCGAGUACUAGAACCAAGCGCAAGUCACAGGGAGUCACCAACUCGCAAGCUUCUAAGAAACAGAAAACCACCAAGCAGUCCUCUGUCAAGUCUGGUCUGAAGCGAGUGGCUUCUAAAGCCUCCCAAGGCAUAAAGUCCCAGGCAAAAUCGAUAAGGGUACCCAAGAAGAGAGUGGGCGUUCAAUUCAAUAAGUCUGCAAAGGCUAGGACUACGGCUGCUGCGGAUGUCUCAUUCAAAUCUGUUUCCCGUUCUUCAAGGACCAGCAGACAAGCCGCAUCAAGCACCAAGCUUCGGAUGCCAUCUAGGUCGCGGGUUAGGCUCGCAAAGACGGCUGUUCAAACUGUCUUAAAUGGUAGAGGUGGACGUAGAACAUCUGCAAGGUCCCGAUAA
Messenger RNA from Trichophyton verrucosum HKI 0517, 2130 nucleotides. RefSeq names its product histone-lysine N-methyltransferase (Ash1), putative. Bases 1 to 2130 code for a protein of 709 amino acids. Lineage: Eukaryota; Fungi; Ascomycota; Eurotiomycetes; Onygenales; Arthrodermataceae. The transcript has 4 exons. Gene Ontology annotation, cellular component: nucleus; chromatin. The record is from RefSeq and is a predicted model, not a curated record. Gene Ontology annotation, biological process: regulation of DNA-templated transcription. Gene Ontology annotation, molecular function: histone H3K36 methyltransferase activity; protein binding.